This is a messenger RNA of Laccaria bicolor S238N-H82, 420 nucleotides long. RefSeq lists its product as uncharacterized. The coding region runs from base 1 to 420 and encodes 139 amino acids. The record is from RefSeq and is a predicted model, not a curated record. The transcript has a single exon. NCBI's taxonomy places the organism in Eukaryota, Fungi, Basidiomycota, Agaricomycetes, Agaricales, Hydnangiaceae.
AUGUCCCCCUCCAAUGCCAAACCAUACUAUAAAGAAUACUUCCGCGAAGGGGAUCAUGAAUACGAGGCCACUGAUGCGGUAUGCUGGGAUGUGACGAACUGUCAUGUUCGGUCUGGGGAGGUCAUGAGUGAAGCGGGUAUCAACACGUAUAUGGAGCACCCAGACAGCCAGGAUCUGAGUCACUGGUGGGUAAUCACAAUGCCCAAUGGUGGCUACAUUCCCACUGCCCCCAUCGGCAUACAAACCAUUCAAGCAAGAGCAGACAGACGUUUUGGCUUGGAUGACCACACUCAACAUCCACAGAUGUACAUCAAGGGUUUCAAGUACAUUUGCUGUAUUCCCAAGUGUGAGCACUCACAAUGCAUGCUAUGGUGGACUCCUACUCUGGAGGAUUGUCCUGAAGUUCCCAAUGGCCCCUGA